Messenger RNA from Apus apus (common swift), 3998 nucleotides. RefSeq names its product zinc finger CCCH-type containing 12A (gene ZC3H12A). Bases 128 to 2083 code for a protein of 651 amino acids. Lineage: Eukaryota; Metazoa; Chordata; Aves; Apodiformes; Apodidae. The record is from RefSeq and is a predicted model, not a curated record. Gene Ontology annotation, molecular function: RNA endonuclease activity; metal ion binding; mRNA binding. Gene Ontology annotation, biological process: 3'-UTR-mediated mRNA destabilization; nuclear-transcribed mRNA catabolic process, RNase MRP-dependent. The transcript has 6 exons. Gene Ontology annotation, cellular component: cytoplasmic ribonucleoprotein granule; nucleus.
CGGCCCGGUAUAAAGCGGCGGUCGCCGCCCGCCCGCUCCGGCCCGAUGGAGACGCGGCGGCGGCCCGGCGGCGGCGGCAGCGCGGUCCGGAGCUUGAGCGGCGGCCGCGAGUGCCCCGCGGGGAGCCAUGAGCGCGGGCAGCGUCUUCUCCGUGCCGGGCUGGCCUGAGGCGCUGCCGGCGCCCCGGCCCGGAGCGAGGAUGAGCGGCAGAGCCCCGAGCGAGAGCGGCGGCGGCAGCCCCGGCGCGGAGCCGCCCGCGGGGCCGGGCAGCCCCGGGAGGGAGCCCCGCGACAGCGCGGAGAUGCGGCUGAAGGUGGAUUUCUUCCGGAAGCUGGGCUACUCCCCCGAGGAGAUCCACGUCGUGCUGCAGAAGCUGGGCCUGAACGCCGACACCAACGCGGUGCUGGGGGAGCUGGUGAAGCACGGCCCGGCGGAGCGGGAGGGCGCGGAGGCCGCGCCGGAGGCCGCGGAGGCCCCGCUGGUGCCGCGGGGCGGGGCGGGCAACAAGGCCCCGGCAGCCGCCCCGGGCCCGGGGGAGGCGGAGGGCGAGAACCUGAAGCCCAUCGUUAUCGAUGGCAGCAACGUGGCCAUGAGCCAUGGAAAUAAAGAAGUGUUCUCCUGCCGAGGUAUCCUUCUGGCUGUCCAGUGGUUUUGGGACAGGGGACACAAGGAUAUUACAGUCUUUGUGCCAUCCUGGAGAAAGGAGCAGCCACGACCAGAUGUACUUAUAACAGACCAGUACAUUCUCCGUGACCUUGAAAAGAAGAAAAUUCUGGUCUUCACUCCUUCCAGACGGGUUGGAGGGAAGCGUGUUGUCUGUUAUGAUGAUCGAUUCAUUGUGAAACUGGCACAUGAGUCUGAUGGCAUCGUGGUGUCCAACGAUACUUACCGGGACCUGCAGAACGAGCGUCCCGAGUGGAAGAAGUUCAUUGAGGAGCGCCUGCUGAUGUACUCCUUUGUGAACGACAAGUUUAUGCCUCCAGAUGAUCCCUUAGGGCGACAUGGCCCCAGCCUGGAUAACUUUCUCAGAAAGAAACCUUUGGUGCCAGAACACAAGAAACAACAGUGCCCUUAUGGGAAGAAAUGCACUUACGGAAUUAAGUGUAAAUUCUACCACCCUGAAAGGAUCAAUCAGCCCCAGCGCUCAUUAGCCGAUGAACUCCGAGCCAAUGCAAAGUCGCCUCCUACCAGUACCAGUGCCUUGGACGACAAAAAGGGCAAAAGAGGUUCCCCGGCAGAGCUCUUGUGCUCGGUGCCCACAGAGAGUGAUAAAAACUCCCUGCAGAAGGUCUCUGCAGAGAGGAAAAGCUUGCCCCACAAAGCAAAGCCCAACGAUGCUCCAGUGCAGGUCAAAGGCUGCGUGUCAGGCAGUGUACCUCCCAGCAGUGGGAGCCACAGGUCCUCUGACAGGUACCAGCAGCCUCACAUGGACUCUCUGUCUUACCUCUCUCAGGAGCAUCUUGACUCAGGCAUUGGGUCUCUGGAGAACCAGCUGUCUGACAUGUGGCCUUACAGAUCUGCCAGUCACUGUGACCACUCCCACGCGGACCCGGUGGCAGUCUGCGCCUGCUGCCGGCAGAGACCCAUCUACCCACACUCUCCCAGCUUAGAGCAAAAUGGUCUGGUCUCCUACAAGUCUGGUUCCCACAAAUCCUCUUCCUCUGGUGCUAGCUUCUUGCAGUACAGCCCUGAGCUCUCUCACUCGGGAUCCCCUCACUCUUUCCCAGGCUAUGCAGUGCCCGUGGCCGGUGCCGGGCAGUACAGCCUGCCGGCCGAGUACGGCGCGGCGCCGCGCUCCCGCGACUUCUGGUCUGAGCCCUACGCGCUGCCUCAGGUGAGACCCCCGGCUGUGCGGGACCCCCGCCCCGUGCCCAGGGCCCCGGGGGCAGCCUAUGGGGACUCCUGCCAGUGGACUGUGUCUGACCAGUUUGCGGAGGAGCGGGCCAAUGUGCACGUCAAGCUGUGUGGCAUAUUCCAUCCCCACCUGGUUGAUGCUGUGAUGAGCCGCUUCCCUCGGCUCCUGGAUCCCCAGAGGUUGGCUGCCGAGAUCCUGACCUACAAGUCUCAGAACCCGGGUAUCUGAGGCUGAUGCUGAGGGCAGCCAGGCAUGUGAAGCUUGAGGGGAAGUGUUUGCACUCUAGCUGCCAUAGAUGCCUUCUGAGGGCUCCUCUUUAUUUCUUGAAAGUACCAGGCUCCAGUUGGAGGCCAGAUACUAGAUGUUUUGUGCUCACAGCAAAUUGUGGUCUGGACAUAACUGUGCCCUUCCUAGGCAGCUGUAGGGUCCCAUGUUCCCAGAGGCUCUGGGUGCUGAACAGAAGAGGCUGCAGCUUCUGAGCAGUUUUCCUUCAGGGCUGUCUGAGUCAGGUACACCUGCAAUUCCUGCAGUUGUUCAGAACUGAAUGUGACCUUACUCCUCCCAUUUGCUUCGAUUUUGAGAUGGCUUAAUGUAAGAUCAGGCAUCAGGAGAGGACUCUGGGCUUUGGAAAGAUAAGGGGAUACUACCUUUGCAUUUGUGAAGGUGGGAAUGCGUUGUCAAGGCUGUUUCUUAGCUCUUAACAAAGCCUCUUUGCUAAAUCCUACCAUGCAGAUAUGUGAAAAAUGUUGGAUUAUAAAUCUAAUAUGAAGCUAGGUUUAGCUGACUUUGGUUUAUUGUGCACUUCUUCAGUGAUGUUUUUCAUGCCUCUGCCACUUAAGCUUACCUUCCUGACACGAGGAGUGUACCAGAAGUGCUUAGAAAACUGAUCAGCUCCCAGAAAUAAGAGGAGCUAGAAGUGCAGUCCUUCCUCAGGAUGAGAGCCCUGACAGUGCUCCAGAACUAACCUUGAGCUGUGUGUUAGGUGUUAGCUGAAAAAUGCUGUUGUCAGAACUUGUGGGUGGCCACGCUGCUGAUGCUGCUCCAAAACAUUGACCUGGGCUGGCAGCCUGUCCUGCUAUCUCUGUACAACACUGACAAGGAGAAUUUAUGAUCUUGUGCCUUUUGUCUUCAGAGAGCAAUAGUUUUGAGCGUUCAGUAGAACAGCUGUAAUCAUGUCUGGGCUGCUGCCAGUACUGUUCCUGAAGAUUCCUUAAUAUUACUUUCUUUAAAGCUGUUGCUUCAUCUUUUUUACUAAUAUUUUCCUGUUCCCUUCAGCUUUGUCAAACUAUAGCAGCACCCAAAAAUGUAGAAUAAGACUUAUUUGGUAAGACUGUUCCCUUUUCAUUCCCUCUUACUCUGCAAUAUGUUUUUUACUGUAGAUACUGUAACAGAUUUUAAAUAUGCAAAACCAAUUGCUGUAGUAAUUGGUUCUGGUCCUGGAAUUUCAUUGUGCUUAGAAUGCAAAGAUGUUUCUUGCACUUGCAGGCCAGAAGCAGUUGAUUUGUUGAUACACAUUGUAUCUGUGUGUUUUGUUAUGUUUUUUUAAAUAUGUCCAUCUUGUGGUUAAACCAAGGUCGUUGAGUGGCAAAUUAUGAAGGGGAGAGUGGGAUAGAGCUGUUCCUGAGAACCCUCCUCAGGAAUGGUUUUGUCCAUUCCUGUUCUUCCCUCUGACUGUCCCAGGCAUGACCUACCCCGACUGGCACCAUGUGCCAUGAAAACCACAGGGAUGCAGAAACCUGUAUACCUGGUUAAUUAUGAUACAUUACUAAUUAGUAAUGUUUCAUGUUAGUAAGCAAAAUGCUUCUUAAUUUUAAGUAACCUGAUACUUUGCAUAUUUGUAAAUUACAGGAAAAAUGUUUUUUAAUGUUAUUGUCCAGCAACUUGCUGCUUGCUGCUGUUUUUAAUUAGUACUAUUCUCAACUCAGCCUUUGUGCUACUUGGUGUGUUUUGUUCUUCUGGUGGAAUGCUGAUGUGUGCUGCUUCUCCUGCAAUCAGAAGAUUAACAUCUGACAUUUGAGCUGACAUUUUGCUGAACUUCCUGUAUCAUGAUGCAGUGCAGUGUAGGUGCUGGAUGGAGGCAGCUGUGCCGAAGCCAUGGCGAAGAACUUGUGUUAUACCAAUAAAAACUGCUGAGUUGAAUUUA